UGUAUUCGAAUCGUUCACGGUUUUGAUCGAAAUGUAUGAACGAAACGUAGUUACCAAUGCGAAUCAAAUGUGAUGAAGGAAGGAGGUGAAUAAGAGAAAAGAGUCUUGGAAAAAGAGCAUGAGGAAUAUGAGGAUCCUUUCUGUGUGCCUGUAGGGCGGGAAAGAUUUGCUUCACAGGGAGAAGAAGUGAUUGGUGGGGAGUGAGCAGUUGCCAGAGCGGAUCGGUAGGACAGGCCUGAGGGAAGCGCAACGAAAACAGAGAAAAAGGGAUGAUGGAGGCUAUUUGCUGGAAACAGUAGGGGAGACAAGAACGGCAUUCUAAGAAGAUUGAGAGCGAAGAAGGGGAGGAGAAAGAGAAAAAGAAAAGGUUAGGCUAAAGAAAAAUAAAGAAAGGGCGAGCGAAAGAGGAGGGAGAAAGGGACAGAGAGCGACAGGUGCGCGGGCACCCACGUGGGUUCUUUGAAGUAUCGUCGCGGAUAGUGGAAGAGAGAUAGAGAAGAAGAGAAGGAGGAAGAAGAAGAAGAAGAAGAAGAAGAAGAAGAAGACAACGAUGACGACAACGACGGCAACGACGAAGAUGACGAAGAAGACGAGGAGGAUUACCGGCCGGCUUCCUUGUGCCGGCUGAACAGACCGGCACUCGUCUUCCACAUUCGAAUUGCCAUGGUGGGGUGCAUACUGCACUGGCGUAGAAUCAUGUUUCUUUUCACAAUUACAUGCAAAUGUUUACAAAUGUAUCGGUUACUUAAAUAACGUGAAUUAAAGAGGGACAUACACACACACACACACACACACACACACACACACACACACACACACACACACACACACACACACACACAUCUCUAGGACGUCCUUUGAAUAAAGCGCGGUCGUAGACAGCAUAUCGUGAUAUACAUCUACAGAAUAUAGGAUAAAAUGAGGUCCAGCUUUUGGGGAUAUAGAGUACUGCGUGGGUAGUUUUUUCACAUCUCAUUUAAUCGAGGAUGUAAAGAGUGAUUCGAUCGCAUGACAGCGGACGGCUGGCGAAGAGAGAAGAGAGUGGAGAAAUCCAGUCGAGUCCGGUCGAGUAUCCCUAAGGCUAUUUCUCGACUACGCCGAUGAAAAAGAGGAGCGAGCAGCGAGAGCACGAUGCGGCGAGUGGGAAUAGGUAGUCUCUCUCUCAGGUGGGGAAGGGCUAACCAUUCGGUAGCAAAUGCUGGUAACCCGUCGCAAGGUCAAGAUCAGUCGGUUAAUCCCGUCCAGUCGGCUGAGGGCCUUGCACCUUGCACAACGAAUGAUUCUGCCUCUCCGUUUCUGCGCAUUCUCGUUUACGCGUAUGUGUUAUAUCGACGUGCUUCGAUACGAUAGAUGAUAAAUACGCGAAUUAACUAACGCGUGAUAAACGAUUUAUCAUUGCGGUACAGUAGCGCUCGGAGAUAAACGGUUCGUUUUUAAAGAAAGCAUAGCACUGUUUGACUCGCGUUGAAAUUCAUUAGCAAUGGACUUUUCGUUUGGCACGCUGAUACGUUAUUUGCAAAUCUAGUGUUUUACGAGACUGUAAUAAAUGCGUUUCGAUUUUAUUCGACCACUGAAAAAAAUUCCGACUUGACAGUGAUACUGCGGAUGUACGUACCUGUACAUGAAAUAAUUGUUCGCAAAGUGCAAAAUAUCACUGUAGUGUGCUAAAGCCUCAAAGUACUUUUUGCACGUGGGUCUCUGUUAUGGAAACUUGCGUAUUGAUACCUAGAGAAUUUUCCUUGGUCCUUACGAACGAUCAGUCGUCCUGCAAGAAUCUCUUCAAGAAUGAUUCAAAUGCGUUAGAUGUGAGAAUUUCGGUAUGGUCGAAUGUAUUUAUUCCCUCGGGAACCUUGAUUUAUCCAUUUCAAGGAUCAAUUAGGUUCGACAAAAUCGAUCUUUAUUCCCUCCUCGAUGACAAUGACAUCAGACGCGAAUACGGUUGCUACGAUGAAGUCUUCUUCUCGAAUUACAAUCUUAACAAGCGUCAAUGCAAUUGGAUAAGAUUUCUCCGUAUCGUUCAAUCGUAUGAUGAACAAGUUAAUCUAAUCGGUACAAAGGUAAAGGGUGAACCAAUAUUUGAAGUGAUAAAAAAUGUUCAACCGGACACGGAAUUGGUAGCAUGGUUCCUACCGGUAACGCAGCAGGAUUUUGUUAUCAUAUCUCAUGAUGUAUGCUCCAGAUCGGCAAUUUACAGGUGCACGAUUGAUUCUAUUCUAGAUGAAUCCCCGCUGGACUUGUCGAUGACGUUACUCGCUCAUCAUUCUCUACCACCGAUAUCACAUUCUUAUUACGAGCUAGAUGAAUACGAAUCGACGUCUGAGGAAUCCUCGUCGUCAACGCUGUCGUUGGCCGGUGAUCACCUCGAUUGCAGUAUCUUGACGACGAUUAAGCGAGGGGAAAGAGUUUUAUUACCCUGCGAGGUUUGCGGCAAGUCCUUCGAUCGACCAUCUCUCUUGAAACGACAUAUGAGAACGCAUACAGGGGAGAAACCGCAUGUCUGCAUGGUGUGCAACAAGGGUUUCUCAACCUCGAGCUCGUUGAACACGCACAAGCGUAUCCACAGCGGCGAAAAACCUCAUCAGUGCCUUGUCUGCGGAAAGAAGUUUACAGCCUCGUCGAAUCUCUACUAUCAUCGGAUGACUCAUAUCAAGGAGAAGCCACACAAAUGUUCGCAAUGUUCAAAAUCAUUUCCAACACCAGGUGACCUGAAGAGUCACAUGUAUGUGCACAAUGGACUGUGGCCAUUCAGAUGUCACAUUUGCAGUCGCGGUUUCAGCAAGCCGACUAAUUUAAAGAACCACAUGUUGCUCCAUCUGGGCAGAUGCUCCAGUAAAAAGUAUAUCAAAUCUAUAUCUGAUUUUUGACCGCGUGCCAAUUUGUAAUAAUUUCACAAAAACAUUUGAGAAGCACUCGAUAUGCAUAUGUACGAAUAACGUGCCAUUGUUGGUCAAACGCGCAAUUUGACUAGAGGACAAUUAUAUAUGUAUAGAUACAAUUCUUUUGCAUUGCAAUUGAUUUAAAUCGUAUUCAAGUCUAAAAGCAGACCUAUUCGUGGAUGUAAAUUUCUUAAUUAUUCAAUUCAUUACAUUGUACAUGUACUCUUACAAUUAUUUCUUUAUAUAUAUAUAAAAUCUUUUGAAAAAGCAUUAACUUAUCCACAAGUAUUACGGCCUUUGCAGGACGCUCUGUGUAUAUAUGUAUACAGAUAUCCGAAUAUCUAUUUUAAACAAUACAUAAAAAAUUUUGUUUUUAUGCAAAUCAUUACAACGCUUUAUGCUCUUGAAUCGACUUUAUCUUGUUUUUACUUCAACUUUUUUUAGCGGAAAGUUCAAUCUUAUAAAGUUGAAUAUUAAGUAUAUAAAUGUUCAAUGUAUCAGGCACCCGGAUACUCGCUCAAGUAAUUAAUUUUUCGCAAAUGUGAAAAGUCGAGUUAUCUGAGGAAUCGAUGGAACUUUUAAUAAUAACUUUAAAUAUUUUUCUCUUUCUUUUGCAUUAAAUCUAAAAUUAUAAUAAUAAUUCUAGUAGUAAAUAAUGUACAAAUAUUUUAGUUGAUGCCAAUGCUUGAAAAAUUAGUUUUUUUUUUAUGACUCGCAUAUAAACGAUCUUUCUUUUCUAUGCACCUGCCUGCAACAACUCUCGAGUUAAUAAUAUUUUUUGUAAUAUCAAAAUCAUAAUUUAUGAUUAAUAUAAAAAUUAGCACGAAAACAGUUAUACACUGCAAAAACGUACCUAUAGCAACGGACAUACGCUUCGUACUCGUCAAAAAUUGCAACACGCGUGAGGUGUAUAAAGUUUGUUUUGGCACAGAAAGUAGGUGUACCAAGAGUUUUAUUUUGUUCGGAAAUUCUUUAAAAUACAAUAGAAGAGAAUAUAUUCAAGGCUUAGUAGUGUUACAACGGCAUUUUUAUAGAAUCAUAUAUUGAAAUACGCAAUACAGAAAGAAAGGUUUUGCCAAGUAUAAAAAAAUUUAGCUGAAUACAGAAAACAAUUUUGUUCGACCAUGAAAAUAAUUACGAGAGACGUGCAGCAUGAUGAGCAAAAAGCUUUGACAUUCUAGCAACCAGUUUAAGCAUCGCACUCUCUAAAUCUCGUAGAGUUAAAUGUCACUUUAAAAGAAUAAAAAUUAAGUCUAUGCAAUUUUUCAAAUGAUUUUUUUCAAUCUAUGACAUUUUAGAAAUACAAUAAUUAUUUUGAUAGUCUAAUAAAAUCAUUUUCAUAUCUGUAUCCAACUAAAUUGUUGGAUGCUUUAACAAAACCGUUCUAUGCAGGUAUCCGGGUACCAGGGGUACCGAUAGAAGGAUGAAAAAUUAUGCGUUGACAAAAUGCGUUAAACUGUGGUAACUUUUUUUGCGCCAUUGAUACAUACAUGGUGCGAUUGAUAUGUACACGGUGGAAUGAUAUUUUGCUUGACUGAUUAAGAUAAUUCUAUACUUCUUUUCCUUUUCCGUCUCUUUUUCCUUAUGUUUAAUGAUAUGUUUAAAAGAAUAUAUCCUUGUGAAAAAAUGGUUAAAAAUAAGAGUUUUCAUUAUAAAAAUAAGCUUCAUUCAAUUAGUUAAGAAUAUUAUUCAUCUCUUCACAAAAGUAUCAUUUAAAAUUACCCAAGUAAUUAAAAUAUAUAUAAAUCACACUAUGUACAAACAUAACAAUUCUUCCUGAAACAAAGAGUGCAAGUUGCCAUUUCUUUAAAUAAUUAUAAGUAAUGAUCGUUAUAUAUUUUAAGAAAUAUAUUAAGUGUGUGUGUGUGUGUGUGUGUGUGUGUGUGUGUGUGUGUGUGUGUGUGUCGCACAUUGUGUAAGAAGAUUGUCAUUAUAAUGCUAUUAUUUUCUUCUAUUUCGGCGAAUUCCGUUGUAGCGAAUUUUAUCUAAUGUUUAGAUAUCUUUAAAUAAAUAUCAUCUGCAUAUCUUA
Molecule: messenger RNA, 4905 nt
Organism: Solenopsis invicta (red fire ant)
Lineage: Eukaryota; Metazoa; Arthropoda; Insecta; Hymenoptera; Formicidae
Product: zinc finger protein 664-like
Exons: 6
Coding region: 1704-2864 (386 amino acids)
Cellular component (GO): nucleus
Source: RefSeq, a predicted model, not a curated record